Molecule: messenger RNA, 992 nt
Organism: Diabrotica virgifera virgifera (western corn rootworm)
Lineage: Eukaryota; Metazoa; Arthropoda; Insecta; Coleoptera; Chrysomelidae
Gene: eIF6
Product: eukaryotic translation initiation factor 6
Exons: 5
Coding region: 124-861 (245 amino acids)
Biological process (GO): assembly of large subunit precursor of preribosome; ribosomal subunit export from nucleus; maturation of 5.8S rRNA
Cellular component (GO): preribosome, large subunit precursor; nucleolus; cytosol
Molecular function (GO): ribosomal large subunit binding
Source: RefSeq, a predicted model, not a curated record
CUGUCUGUCUUUUCUUGAAGUUUGAUCUUGAAUAUCUUGAUCAAAAACGUGUUUUUGACUUGACUUUUACGUUUGGUUGGGCCGACUUUUACUGAAUUUUUGUGGAUAUUCUUUCUUAUAAAAAUGGCAUUACGUGUCCAAUUUGAAAAUAACAAUGAAAUAGGCGUUUUCGCCAAACUUACAAAUGCCUACUGCCUUGUAGGAAUAGGUGGUUCAGAAAACUUUUACAGUACAUUUGAAGGCGAGUUAGGUGAAACAAUACCAGUAGUACAUGCUUCAUUAGCAGGUUGUAGAAUUAUUGGAAGAAUGUGUGUAGGAAAUAAGAAUGGUCUGUUAGUCCCAAGUUCCACAUUCGAUACAGAACUUCAGCACAUCAGAAAUGCUCUACCAGAUACAGUAAAAGUACACAGAGUAGAAGAAAGGUUGUCUGCUCUUGGAAAUGUGAUAGCUUGUAAUGAUUAUGUAGCUCUGGUUCAUCCAGAUUUAGACAGAGAAACAGAAGAACUUAUAGCUGAUACAUUAAAAGUUGAAGUAUUCAGACAGACCAUUGCCAGUAAUGUAUUAGUGGGAUCAUAUUGUGUCCUCAGUAACCAAGGAGGUCUGUUGCAUCCUAAUACAACCAUAGUUGAUCAGGAAGAAUUGUCAUCAUUGUUGCAAGUACCUCUCGUUGCUGGAACUGUAAAUAGAGGUAGUGAAGUGGUAGGUGCUGGAUUGGUAGUGAAUGACUGGUGUGCUUUUGCUGGUAUGGAUACUACUUCCACUGAACUCACGGUCAUUGAAUCAGUCUUUAGGCUGAAUGAAGCUGCUCCAUCUAAUAUUACAUCCAAAAUGAGAGCAACUUUGAUAGAAAGCAUGUCCUAAAUGCCCCACCCAGUACAAGAAAUAUGUAAGGAUACUAAUAAUAAAACAAGUUUUUUAAGUUAUAUGUUAAAAUUCAUAAAAUAUUAAUUUGUAAAAAUGAUUAUUAUAAUAAAACGACACGCCUUUUAUAA